This is a messenger RNA of Pocillopora verrucosa, 1092 nucleotides long. The record is from RefSeq and is a predicted model, not a curated record. Lineage: Eukaryota; Metazoa; Cnidaria; Anthozoa; Scleractinia; Pocilloporidae.
AUGGCUAAACAUCCCAAUGUGGAAGUCAGUGUCUUCUUACCUCGGUGUAGUGAAGAGGACAAGAAAGAUGCUGAUAGGUACGAUGUUAAACUCAUUGAAGCAGUUCAACUGGGUGGUUUUGAACCAGUUCUUUGGCUAACCUAUGUACCUGAAGGCCAUGCUAUGGAUUGCGUUCUAGGCCAUGGAGUAGUUCUUGGUCGGCAGAUUCAACUUAUAAAGAAAAAUCCAAGUUACAAUGAUUGCAAAUGGAUUCAAGUUGUCCAUACUGCCCCUGAAGAAAUUGGCAUGUACAAAAGCAUUUCUGAAGGUCAAAAAAAGCAGCAAACAGAAAUAGAAUUAUGUGAAAUGGCAGAUCAAGUUGUAACAAUUGGCCCCAAGCUAACUGAUGCAUAUAAGUACCAACUCAGAACACAAGAUGUUUUUAACCUGACACCAAGCAUUUUCACCGAAUUUUUAGAAGUACAGCCAGCAAGUGACGGAAGAAGAACAUUUUGCGUCUUGGUAAUCGAGAGUGGUGAUAGCGAGGAUUUUUAUGUCAAGGGGUACGACCUUGCAGCGAAAGCUAUUGCUGACCUAAAGGAUAAAUCUUACCAACUCAAGUUUGCUUCCAAACAGAGAGGGAAAGAAGAUGAAUUGGCAGACAAGUUACUUCAGUGUGGCAUUGGUCGUAAUCAGCUAAUUAUCUGCAGCUUAGAUGAAGGCAGGGUAACAUUAGCAAAGUUAUUCUCUGUGGUGGAUAUUGCCAUAUUGCCCUCAAAAACUGAGGGAUUUGGGUUGAGCGCUCUUCAGGCCCUAUCCGCUGGUCUUCCAGUACUUGUCAGUGGUAACUCAGGAAUUGCAGAAGCCUUAAAGGAGGUGUCUAAUGGGUCAGAGUGUAUAGUGGAUUCAGAGGAACCUGCAGACUGGGCCAGAGCUAUAAAGGCUGUGCGUAACAAAAAAAGAAGUGUACGACUUGCAGAGGCUGAGUCUCUUCGUGAAAAUUAUUUGCAGCAGUUCAGCUGGGAGAAGCCUUGUGAUUCCCUUGUUGAAAAGAUGCACAAUCUUGCAUUUGGUAAGUUUUCUCAUCUUGCAUCAGAGAUGCAGAAGUUUUAA